Exophiala aquamarina CBS 119918 is the source of this 1539-nucleotide messenger RNA. Its product is annotated as eukaryotic translation initiation factor 2 subunit gamma. Gene Ontology annotation, molecular function: translation initiation factor activity; GTP binding; tRNA binding. The transcript has a single exon. Gene Ontology annotation, cellular component: cytosol; eukaryotic translation initiation factor 2 complex. The record is from RefSeq and is a predicted model, not a curated record. NCBI's taxonomy places the organism in Eukaryota, Fungi, Ascomycota, Eurotiomycetes, Chaetothyriales, Herpotrichiellaceae. Gene Ontology annotation, biological process: positive regulation of translational fidelity; formation of translation preinitiation complex. The coding region runs from base 1 to 1539 and encodes 512 amino acids.
AUGGCUGCCAACGGUGACCGGCCGUCCGAUGACGAGUUUUCUCAGCCAGGAACCCCUCCUGGAGAAGAGAACGACGUUGAAGAAGUGGAAGAAACCAGCAAACCGCCAAAAUCCGCCUUAAAGAAGAGUUCUGCAGCCAUCGCAGAUUCACAGGCUCCUCGUCCUGUCCUGCCCGAACAGCCUGAACCCGAAGACCUGAAUCUCUCUACUCUUACUCCACUUUCACCUGAGAUCAUCUCAAGACAAGCAACUAUCAAUAUUGGCACCAUCGGGCAUGUCGCUCACGGCAAAUCCACUGUGGUGAAGGCUAUUUCUGGUGUGCAGACCGUCAGAUUCAAGAACGAGUUAGAGAGAAAUAUCACCAUCAAGCUGGGCUAUGCCAACGCAAAAAUUUACAAGUGUACCAAUGAGGCAUGCCCUCGGCCUACAUGCUACAAGAGCUAUAAAUCGGAGAAGGAAGUUGAUCCUCCCUGCGAGCGUGAGGGCUGUGGAGGGACAUAUCGACUCCUCCGUCAUGUCUCAUUUGUGGACUGCCCCGGUCACGAUAUUCUCAUGAGCACCAUGUUAUCAGGCGCCGCCGUCAUGGACGCUGCACUCCUUCUCAUCGCUGGCAACGAAAGCUGUCCGCAACCACAGACUUCCGAGCACUUGGCAGCCAUUGAAAUCAUGAAGCUGAAUCACAUCAUUAUCCUGCAAAACAAAGUCGAUCUCAUGCGGGAGGAAGGCGCACAAUCCCACUUCGAGUCGAUCCUCAAAUUUAUCAAGGGUACAGUCGCUGAUGGAUCACCGAUUAUCCCUAUUUCUGCGCAGCUCAAGUACAACAUCGACGCCAUUAACGAGUAUCUCGUCACCAAGAUCCCUGUGCCCAUUCGGAAUUUCCAAGAUACUCCCCAUAUGAUUGUCAUUCGAUCAUUUGAUGUCAAUAAACCUGGUGCUGAGAUCGAAGACCUGAAAGGUGGUGUUGCUGGUGGCUCUAUUCUGACAGGCGUGCUGAAGUUGGGCGAUGAAAUCGAGAUUCGGCCUGGCAUCAUCACCAAGGACGCACAAGGUCAGACUAUCUGCAAACCCAUUAUGUCACGAGUAGUUUCGCUGUACGCAGAACAUAACGAUCUCAAGUUCGCUGUCCCCGGUGGUCUUAUCGGUGUUGGAACCCGCAUCGAUCCCACACUGUGCCGAGCCGAUCGUCUAGUGGGACAUGUGCUCGGCCUCAGAGGGAAACUCCCUGAAAUCUAUAUGGAACUAGAAGUCAAUUACUUCCUUCUUCGUCGGUUGUUGGGUGUCAAGACUGCCGACGGCAAGCAAGCCAAGGUCGCCAAACUCGCAAAGAACGAGGUUCUCAUGGUCAAUAUUGGUUCCACGGCAACAGGCGCGAAGGUGAUGGGCGUCAAGGCCGAUGCCGCAAAAUUGACCCUCACAAACCCCGCCUGCACGGCUAUCGGUGAAAAGAUUGCUCUCAGUAGACGUAUUGAAAAACAUUGGCGAUUGAUCGGCUGGGCGAACAUCGUCGCCGGAAACACAAUCGAACCCGAGAGCUCCUGA